Molecule: messenger RNA, 1435 nt
Organism: Urocitellus parryii (Arctic ground squirrel)
Lineage: Eukaryota; Metazoa; Chordata; Mammalia; Rodentia; Sciuridae
Product: poliovirus receptor-like
Biological process (GO): coreceptor-mediated virion attachment to host cell; positive regulation of mast cell activation; positive regulation of immunoglobulin mediated immune response
Cellular component (GO): plasma membrane; apical junction complex; focal adhesion
Molecular function (GO): cell adhesion molecule binding
Source: RefSeq, a predicted model, not a curated record
AUGGUCGAUGGACGUCCUCGCCACGAAAGCGUCGUGGGACCAGCGCCCACCGCCAGGAUUGUCACGAGUUCCAGGUGGCUCACGCCUGCGCAGAGGACGCGCCUUCCCUCGGCGGCGCCGGGCACCGCAGAAGUGGGACGUCCCUUCCGCAGCUGGCGCCUCGGGUGGGGCGGUGCCUGGGGCAUUCCGACGCUGGACUCGGCUCAGUCGCUACCUCCGACGUCCGCGGAGGAGCAGCCAGAGUCCAACCCGCAGAUCGCCGCGGCGCUCUGGGCCUGCGACACCGAGGAACCAACAUGGUCUCACCCCCGGCUCUGCUGGCGCUGCUGGCGCUGUCCUGGGCGACCCGGGGAGCCGCCUCUGGAGCCCAAUGCGCAGGUGACCCAGGUGACCUGGAUGCGACAAGACUCUGAAGGAGGCCUCCACAAAGUGGCGGUCCGCCACCCGACGCGGGGCCCCAGCCUGGCGGAGCCGGAGCGGAUCAGGUUCGCGAGCGCGGAUCUGCUGAACGCCUCGCUCCGGGUGUCCGAGCUGCGCACCGAGGACCAGGCCAACUACUCCUGCCAGUUCGCCACCUUCCCCAUGGGCAGCGGGAUCGCGUGGACCUGGCUCCAAGUGUUCGCCAAGCCCCUGAACACAGCAGAAGCCCAGAAGGUCCCGCUGAGGCCAUCCACCGGGGAGCCUGUGCCCGUGGCCCGCUGCAGCUCCAAAGGGGGGCGCCCACCCGCCAAAGUCACCUGGUCCCCGUUCCUGAAUGGCUCAGGCAGCAACACCGUGGAGCCAGGACCCCUCCCGGGCACGUACACCGUCGUCAGCGUCUUCACACUGGUGCCCUCCCGCCUGGCAGAUGGCGGGAACAUCACCUGCAGGGUGGAGCACGAGAGCCAGGAGGAGCCUGCCCUGCUGCCGGUGACCCUCGCUGUGCCCUACCCCCCUGAGGUCACCAUCUCUGGCUAUGACGACAACUGGUACGUGGGCCAAGAUAAGAUCACCCUGAGCUGUGAGGCACGCAGCAACCCAGAGCCCACAGACUACGCCUGGAACACGACCACAGGUCCCCUGCCAUCCUUUGCUGUGGCCCACGGCACCCAGCUCCUGAUCUCCACCAACCRAGCGAUCAACAUGACCUUCGUCUGCCGCGUCACCAACGCCCUAGGGACAAGUCAGAAGGAACAGACCAUCCUAGUCAAAGACCCAGAGGGGUCUCGCCUGAGCCCCGGCGCCAUCAUCGGCAUCGUUGUUGGCAUCGUUGUUGGCAUCGUUGUCACCUUCGCCGUCUUCAUCAUCGCAGGGAUCCUUUAUUUCAAGCUGUUCAAGGGCCGUGAUCGCCACCGCGACCCACCCAGACCUUCGGAGAACGGGGUCACCUACUCCCAGGUUCAGAGGAACGACCCCCUGGAUGGGCCAGCCGAAAGCACAAGGUGACACUGAACAG